Molecule: messenger RNA, 3281 nt
Organism: Vitrella brassicaformis
Lineage: Eukaryota; Vitrellaceae
Source: the annotation of a GenBank genome assembly
CGCGACUGUGAUUUGAUCGGACUGGUCACAGAACAUGCCCACAGCAAAUGACAGAAGCCGUCAUAGCCGUCCUGCCACUGUGUGGUUUAUGUGUCCACCACCAAUUAGAGAUAGAUAGAGACGUGCGCGAGAAGUGUCCAUCCGUACCAACUGAUCCAUGCGGCCACGCAGCCACCCACCAAGCGCUCUCACCCUUCACAAGCGCCUUUCCCCAGCACCUGACGUAAAGGAGCGCAACUGUCCACACAGUCACGCCCUCCGCGUCAGCGCUGAGAAGGCCACUCGUCACAGGCAGAGAGAGCCGAGAAUGGAUGGACGAACCAAGUCAGCACACUGCAUGGUUUAUACACAUGAAGACGCACACAUAGAAAGCCGGGAGAUGAGCAUCGAGAAGGCAGCGAGAGGCAAGGCAAAAUUCGCGGACUGACAGAGAGGGAGGGAGGGAGGGAGGCGGGGAGGAGGAUAUGGGCGUUAAAUGGACAGAAGCCGAGAGCGAAAAACCACGACACACACGCACAUGAUCGAGCGACAUCCAUCCAUCCAUCCACACAUCCACACAUGUCGGCACUUCACCAGCAAUCGUGACGGCAAAAAAGGAACUAGCCACGCCGGUGUCAGCGAGCGAAUGUGUGAGUGAGUGGUGGGAAAAAGCGUGGCAGACGGGGGGCGGUCGAGGUGCCCGCCCGCCCGCCCGCGAGAUUAAAUCGUGCACUUCGGUCUGGUUGAUAGAUAGGGAGGCAGCCAGGCAGUACGGAGACAACAAACGUACACACCGCAUUGCACGCACCACACCCGCACCUUCCGCACGCAAACUUCGCGCUGAUGUCAGUCAAUGCAUGUAGGUGGGAAAAAAAGAAACCGUCGCAGCCCCGCGGCCCAGCCAGCAGCACGCACACACACACAGAGAGUGCACUGAGAAAGGUGGAUCGUCGGAGGGACUACAAAAAGAGAAGACUAUCUAUCUACACAGCUGCUUCCACUGCACUAGUGGAUCAUGAGGUACGACUGACUCACUGACUCGUUGGUUCGCCAUACACGAUGUUCUCGCGAGAAGGCGCACAGACAGAGAGAUGGCAUUUGGCUGCUGCAUAGGUGUGGGAGAUCUAGUCUAGGCAGCCAACACAAAACUGGCCCGCCCCGCGCGCAAACGCAUCCAUUGCUAACUCUCUCUCUCUCUCUCGCCCCCUCUCUCUACAUACGUCCAGCGAGAGGGCGAGGCCCCUCCUUCUUAAACCCUCGAGCAUGCCGUCCUAUGCACUGAUGAGCCACCGGUCAAAUGCGAUACAUAACCUGCACACACACACGACACACCGUACACAGUCAGCCUCCUCCAGACGCCCUCCCUCCCGCCGUCCGCUCACCUUGCCCUCUUUUGUGUGUUGUGGUGUGUGGUGGUCCGUUCAGGGGCUGCGGAAUGCCUCUCCUGCGUAGGAGGCCUUGCCGCCGAGCUCUUCCUCGAUGCGGAUGAUCUGGUUGUACUUGGCCAGUCGCUCCGAUCGGCAGGGGGCGCCCGUCUUGAUCUCGCCCGUGCGCAGGCCGACCACCAGGUCGCCAAUGAACGAGUCCUCCGUCUCGCCAGAUCUGCACACACACACAGAGAGAGAGCGAGGGAAAGGGAGAGGGAUAAGGCAACACACGUCACGUGUAAGAGUGGCUCGUCUGCUGUUGGUGUCUGUGUCGUGUUGUCUUGUCUUGUACCGGUGGGAGACCAUGACGCCCCAUCCGUUCUUCUGCGAGACUUUGCACGCCUCGAUGGACUCGGUGAUGGAGCCGAUCUGGUUGACCUUGAGGAGGAGGGCGUUGCAUGCCUUGGUGUCGAGGGCCUUCUUGAUGCGCUCGACGUUGGUGACGAGGAGGUCGUCGCCGACGAUCUGGAUCUUCUGGCCGAGGUCCUUGGUCAUCUUGGAGUAGCUCUCAAAGUCGUCCUGGUCGAAGGGGUCCUCUAUCGACACCAUCGGGUACUUGUCGCAGAACUCCUUGUACAUGUCCGCCAGCUGGUCGCCGCUGAUCUUCUUGCUGCCGUCGUUGGGCGUCGUCUUGAAGUCCAAGUCGUACUUCUUGUCCUCUAAACCACACACACACACACAGAGAGAGAGAGAGGGGGAGGACACACAGAGAGAGAGGGGGAGGGAGAGGCACACAUGAGUGUGUUGUGGUGUCAGACCGUCUGUGGCGUGUGUGUGGCGUGUGGUGUGUGUGGUGACUGUACGUACCGGUGUAGAACUCGGAUGCGGCGACGUCCAUGCCGAUUUUGACCUUUCCGUCGUGUCCGGCGUUCUUGAUGGCGGUCAUGAGGAGCUCGAGGCCCUCCAUGUUGUCCUGGAUGUUGGGGGCGAAGCCGCCCUCGUCGCCCACGUUGGUGGCGUCGGUGCCGUACUUCUUCUUGAUGACGUCCUUGAGGCUGUGGUACACCUCGGCCCCCAGCUGCAUGGCCUCCUUGAAGUUCUUGGCGCCCGUCGGCAGGAUCAUGAACUCCUGCAUCGCCAGCUUGUUGCCGGCGUGGCUGCCGCCGUUGAUGACGUUCAUGGCGGGCACGGGCAUGACGAACUUGUCGGUCGGGUUGCCCGCCAGGCCAGCGAUGUACUGGUACAGGGGGAUCUUCUUGGCCGCAGCACCCGCACGACAGAUGGCCAUCGACACUGCCAAAAUGGCGUUCUGCACACACACACACACACACACAGUGAGAGACGCAACACACGCCACAUGCACACACAGGUGCACCACACACAUGCAUCACCCACCCACCACACGCCCCUCCCGUGGUCAUGUCCCCCUGUGCCUGGCUGCACGCAUGUGGUGCAUGUGUUGCAUGUGUCGCAUGUGUGGUGCGCUGACCGCUCCGAGUUUGGACUUGGACCACCCCCAUUCGUUCUUGGUGCCGUCGAGCUGCUCCACCAUCAUCUUGUCGAGGCCCGUCUGGUCCGUCGGGUCCUUGCCCUUGAGGGCGGGCGCGAUGAUGCUGUUGACGUUGUCGACCGCCUUGAGCACCCCCUUGCCGAGCAGCCGGCCCUUGUCCUUGUCGCGCAGCUCCAGCGCCUCGUAGAUGCCCGUCGACGCGCCGGACGGCACUGCCGCGCGGAACAUGCCGUCGGUCGUGGUCACGUCCACCUCGACGGUGGGGUUGCCGCGAGAGUCAAAGAUCUCUCGGGCCUUGAUGCUCGUGAUCUGGGACAUCCUGACUGAGUCGGUGGUGGCGGGUGGUGUUCACACCAGGGGAGGGCAGGAAAGGGGAGGCUGCAGCAAAGAUGGACAAGGGACGCUGGGGCACGACGGAGGUCGGA